AAAGUCUAAUUUUAUAGUUAAAAUUUUUAAAACUGACAAUUUGCAUUGUAAUAAUAGGAAAUUAACUGGAAAAGAAACAUCAAAAUAAUUACCUAUACGAUGUUAGACCUUACAUAAUACAUCAUCGUCAUAGUCUUAUGCUCUAAACGUUCAGGUCAAAGGCUAUCGCUAUCGUAAAACUGCGACUACAAAAUAAAAUAAGGGAAAAGGAAAAGACUAAUAUUCGUAAGGACAUAAUAUAUCUUUUUGAGAAGUAUUUAUAAAAUGCAGUUCAAAAAAGUCACUCAUGUAUUGUUCGAUUUAGACGGAUUACUACUGGAUUCUGAAAUAUUAUACACUGAAGCCUUUACUAAUGUUUGUGCUAAGUAUGGAAAAACCUUUACCUGGGAAAUCAAAGCUAGCCUCUUGGGAUUCCAAGGUCAUGAAUGUGCUGAAAAAAUAAUUAAGACAUUGGACCUACCGAUUACCAAGGAGGAAUUUAUGAAGCAGAGUUUCCAAUAUUAUGAGGUACUGUUCCCUAAAGUGCAGCUUAUGCCAGGAGCUCAAAAGCUAGUAGAACACUUGCAUGGGAAAGGAGUUCCAAUAGCUCUGGCCACUAGCUCCAGCAAGGACAGUGUGGAUAUGAAGAUGCAGAACCACCAGGAGUUCUUGAGUCUUUUCCAACACCUUACUAUGGGAUCCACUGAUCCAGAGGUCACUAAGGGCAAACCAGACCCUGCCAUAUUCCUAGUCUGUGCAUCUCGAUUUCCUGAUAAGCCAAAACCAGAAGAAUGCCUUGUGUUUGAAGAUGCUGUAAAUGGCAUAAAAGCUGCAAAUGCUGCCAACAUGCAAGUGGUAGCUGUGCCUGAUCCUCGCAUUGAGGCUGAACAACUGCAGACUGCUACUUUGGUUCUGAAGUCUUUGGAGGACUUCAAACCUGAGUUAUUUGGUCUUCCAGCUUACGAUAAUUAGGAUAAUUUGUGUUAUAAGUACUUGUUGGUGCUUGUAUGUAAAUAUUGUCAAUUUGUCAAUCAACAUAUUGUUUUUGAUCAGUACUUAUUAUUUUAGUUACAACUACUUAAGUAAUAUUUUUUUGGUGUCACAUUGUUAAUUGAUAAACAUUUAAUGUUUUUCAAUAUGUAUAGUAUAAAAUACAGACAGUAUUACACCUCUUACAAGUACCUGAAUAUGUUAAACAUUGACCUCGAUAAUAUAUAUCUAGUCAUAUUUGAAAUAAAAAACAGAACUGCACAGCACCA
Spodoptera litura is the source of this 1238-nucleotide messenger RNA. Its product is annotated as pseudouridine-5'-phosphatase-like. Gene Ontology annotation, molecular function: phosphatase activity. The record is from RefSeq and is a predicted model, not a curated record. Lineage: Eukaryota; Metazoa; Arthropoda; Insecta; Lepidoptera; Noctuidae.